AUGACUCAGAUUGUAUCUAGCAAAAUAUUCGUGUCCGAUUAGGUCAAAUCGCUUGUUGUUGGAUUUAUUAGGUUUAUUGAGGGUUCCCACGUCUCAUUCGAUAACUUAUUGAUCGUUAGGGUUUAUGCGUUCAGGAGAGAAAAAAAUGGAUUCUGUAUUAAUCAAUGAGAACCCAAUUAUUUAUCCGAAGAGACCAAGGCGUGUUCGUACUGAUCAGAGCAAUACCGAUGAGUUUUCAGUAGACCCAAUAGAUCAGCUCGAGAUUUUUGAUCGUAUAAGAGAUAUCAGAGAUCCAGAGCAUCCUAAGCUUUCUUUAGAAGACCUCAAUAUUCUUACAGAAGAAUCAGUUGAAGUUGAUGAUGACAAGAGUUACGUUAGAAUUACAUUCACUCCAACUCUUCCGCACUGUCACUUGCCAACCCCUAUUGGUCUUUGCCUCUUAGCAAAACUUGCACAAAGCCUACCUGCUAGAUUCAAGGUUGAUGUGAGAGUAGCACCAGGGAGUCAUGAUAAAGAGAAGACAGUCAAUAAACAACUUGGGGAUAAAGAACGUGUGGCUGCAGGAUUAGAGAAUCCUGACUUGGUGGCUCUGCUUAAUAAAAUGAUGCAAGUUUGAUCCAAUCUAAAAUGAUUUAUCUGUCUUCAGUUUCUAGUUUCAAUCUCUUCUAUGACAUUAACUCAAAACAAGAGCCUUGUAAUAUUUACUCUGUUUUUCACUUUAUUCUCAAAUAUUUAGUCACAACUUUCUUU
This is a messenger RNA of Arabidopsis lyrata subsp. lyrata, 750 nucleotides long. Its product is annotated as protein AE7-like 2. Bases 125 to 616 code for a protein of 163 amino acids. The transcript has 5 exons. The record is from RefSeq and is a predicted model, not a curated record. NCBI's taxonomy places the organism in Eukaryota, Viridiplantae, Streptophyta, Magnoliopsida, Brassicales, Brassicaceae. Gene Ontology annotation, biological process: iron-sulfur cluster assembly.